AUGUUCACUGCAGCCUUUAGCUUUAGUUUACCCAGGAGUGCUUAUGGGAAGCUCUCCAAGUCGGGUUUGCGGGGUGCUGGUAUUCACGCGAAGGGUUCUCGGACAAGUCGGCAAGUGCUCUGUGCGGGCACUGGCGAUGAACCGCGCUUCGCGGGUUUAGAUGAGUUCAGAAAAGACAUAGAAGCUCUCGGUCUCAUCACAGAGCCAGCUGACACAGACUUUGCUAGAAAGUUCGCACCUUUUCGAGGAAAACCUGUGCGCACCGUCAGCGAGACCGUGACCCGUUUCUAUCGGAAUCUAAAACGUCCUGUGGUAUUCUAUUACCAGCAGGCUGUGGACGAGAUUCUGACAACUGCUCAUCUCGCGCUCGUUUGUGCCAUGUUUCGAUACGACGUCAUCUUCGCGCUCGGUUUUGUAUCCGUAUAUCGCGAUUUUUUCCGCUCGUAUCCGCGACCGGACGAGCGAGAGAGCCUCUUCCGGUGCAUUUGCGAUGCGCUGGAUCUUGACGUGGGCCAAGUCACCAAGGAAGCUGACGACGCUUUGGCAUAUGUGCAGGGCAAGACAGAGGCAGAGCUCAUAGAGGAGAUCGAGCGAGAUACCGGGGAAGACAGUGCCGAAGCGCAACCAGUCAUCGCAGCGCUCCGCGCAUGUCGUCGGGCAGAUGGUGAAUAUUACUACACACGGUUAUUUGGUAUAGGUUUGAUGAAAAUCAUGAGUUCAUGUGGAGUGGAAAUCAAUCUCGAAUCUGUGAAAAAAUGGGCCAAUAUGCUCAAAAUCUCGUACGCACGGCUCGAUCAGGAUAUUGGAACAUAUCAAAUGAGUAUGGAGAAGCUCACCCAAGCAGAGGUUAUGUUCAAAGAACUGGAGGCACGGGAGCGCGCGCGCAUUGCCGACGAGCUAGCACGAAAAGCUCAAGAGGCGGAGGAAGAGCUACGGAAAAGAGAGCAAGCCGUUUCAGGGCAAAACAAAGAAACGACCGGGUAG
Cyanidioschyzon merolae strain 10D is the source of this 984-nucleotide messenger RNA. RefSeq names its product photosystem II biogenesis protein Psb29. The record is from RefSeq and is a predicted model, not a curated record. Lineage: Eukaryota; Rhodophyta; Bangiophyceae; Cyanidiales; Cyanidiaceae. The transcript has a single exon. The coding region runs from base 1 to 984 and encodes 327 amino acids. Gene Ontology annotation, biological process: photosystem II assembly; photosynthesis.